Molecule: messenger RNA, 2703 nt
Organism: Durusdinium trenchii
Lineage: Eukaryota; Dinophyceae; Suessiales; Symbiodiniaceae
Source: the annotation of a GenBank genome assembly
GUGCUUUUGAAUCCAAGGUUUAGAUUCCUUAUAGUUCACGUGUAAGUUCAGGGAUUCUGUUCCGCCAUGGACUGCUGCUGCCCCUUCUGGCGCUUCUGCAGCGUCUUUGGAUGGGGCUCCGGUCAACAAGAGGCACGACAGAGAACUCCAGACGAAUUGCUGGAGGAGAUCUUCCAACAGUUUGAGGAGCCUGGUACUGGUGUGAUCCAGACCUCUCAUUUGACUGAUGCGCUGGCCAAAAUGAACCUGGAAGACUUUGAGGACGCUUCGGAUGACAUCGUUCGACAACCUCUGGAUUUGGCCGAUGUCCAUUUCGCGCAGAUGGACAAGGCAGACUUCGAGGUGGAGCUGUUGAAGAAGGUCCUCAACUCCCUGGGACACCCAGAGCGGCUCACUUUGCGAAGCUUUCAGCAGACGAUGAAGGAAGUGCUUGCUGGGUGGUGUGCCAGGGAGCAGGUACAGGAAGCAUUGCGCUUGGCACAAGUCUUUGAUCCCAAGAAGAUUGGUGUUCUUCCUCGGCCAAGCAUUGUCAAGAUGGUGCAGCUAUGGAGCAAGAGUUGCUUCUCAGAGAAGCAAUUGGAGGAGAUCCUGAAAGAUGUACCCUCCAAUAGUCAAGGCUUGGAAUAUCGCUACAUCAUUCCUUCCCUCCUUCCACUCAAGGCCAAAUACGACUUGGAAGACCCAAAGUCGUUGGCCAAGUUCCUCAUCGAUGCUAACAUCCGAUUAGUGCGUGCUGAGUACCUCUACAAGCUGCUCCGGUCAAAUAGGUGCAUGCCACGACGCCAAGAGGCAGAAGACGAAUGUUGUGAAGUCAAUGGUGCGGAGGUUUCAGCCUUGGUGUCCCACCAGGAAGUGGCAGAUUGGGCUUUGGGGCACCGGGAGGCGUUGAUUUGUUCGGUGUCUCACGCAUGGGAAGCUAGGGAGCACCCUGAUCCGUGUCGCUUCCAAUUGGAGAAUCUGGUGAGCUGUGUGGGAUUGUACGAUGCCGCAUAUUUUGAUGAUCUCUGGAUAUUUUACGAUUAUGUGUCCUUGUUCCAAUUUCAACGACACUCUGCUGAGCAAGAGGCCAGUUUCCGGCGGGCCAUGGGCAACAUGCACAUGCUGUAUGCUCACCAGAGCACCAUGACCUUCCGCCUUGAACGCCUCACACCUCUUCCUUUAUGGACUGCUCUGAAGGAAGAUUUCACGUACAAAGUCCUGGUGUACCAUGUGCCCAGCGGUGCAGUGGUGCCAGUUCCACUCAGCUUCCUGGUGCGAAACGGCAUUCUGUACCGAGGCCGCGGGUGGUGUCGCGCUGAGAUUGAAUGGUCUGCAACACGCGGCAUCCAACAGAAGAAUCUGGCUGUGGAUGGUGAGCCAGGCGAAAGGGGACGCAUGAAGAAGGUGCCAAUGGCUCCAGCAAUGUUCCAGAGGCAUAUGGACACUGCAGCCUUUACACAUCGGGAUGAUUCAAAGAACGUUGUGCAGCUUCAAAAGAAGAUUUUUUAUGACAAGGUCACAGCGCGAAAACAAUUGAAUCUGAUGGACUUGUCAGAAGCUGAUAUGAUUGAGCUCACUGCUUCGCUACUGCACUUCAAGGAGCUGAAGGUCCUGCGGAUCAAUAUUUUCUCAGCGGGUAAAGCUGAGGCCACAGCCUUCUUCCAGGCGCUGAAACCUUUGACCCUGGAGAAGUUGGUGCUGAACUCGGCAGUUGGGAGUGGCGUCCACGAGGCAAUCGCCAAGGGGCUUCCGCAGAUCAACUUCAGCUGUAUGUCCGAGCUGGACCUUGAGGACUGUAGGAUCGGGAACCUAGGCGCUCAGGCACUCGGGGAGGUGUUAAAGAAGAACGACACGAUCACGCAUCUCAACGUUCAAUCCAAUGAUCUUGGUCCUUUGGGCAUUGAGGUUUUGGCAGAAGCGCUCAGGCACAAUAGCACCCUCAGAGUCCUCAGCCUUCGGCAGAAUCACAUCGGAGAUGUGGGUGUCCAGGCAUUGGCAGAAGCGCUGAGCCAGAACAGAACGCUCACAGAGAUUUACCUCAACUGGGAGCAUCAGUCUGCUGUGGGCGUCCAGGCACUGCAGCAAGUUGAAGAACGCCUCAAGGCGAACAGAGAUGCUGCCCAGGCUACUGCAGAGGCUGCAGAAGUUUUUACAGAGAGAGAAGCAAGACGCCAGAGCAGAGAAGCAAGACGCCAGAGCAAUCGACCUGGACGUCCGCGCCUACAGGGACUUGCAAGAGCCUUGAAGGCUGACGGUAUCCAGAGGAAGAUCCACUUGAGUGGAGAAAACAUUGGAGAUGAAGAUCUUAAGGUACUUUGUGAUGCCUUGAAGCUCAACAACAGUGUUGAUGAGAUCGACCUCCAGCGAAAUCGAAUCACAGAUGCCGGCGUGAAGGCACUUGCAGAGGCACUGUGCCAGAACAAGCGCAUCACUUUGGUCAACCUUAUGCACAACGACAUCACUGACGGAGGCAUUGAGGUUUUGGCCGAAGUGGUGCGGUGCAGAGGAGGCUUCCGUAGCAUACUCCUUGGCUUCAAUCCCUUCGGCGAGACCGGGCGUCAGGCGCUCCAGCGAAUCAAAGAACGGUGCACGGAAUGAAGAAGUGCUUCUCAUCGGCUUGGCUGAGGAAGUAAGCUGUAUUACUAUGACAUCCAUACUUGGCUGCAAGGCGAUUCAGGGUAUCCUAAGCCACCAAGUCGUGGUCCUGAGGUCGGCACUUCGCUG